CGAGCCAACGGCUAACGUUCCACGGCUGCCGCCGUCGCCGGCGUGCGUGCGUACGUGGUGCGUGCGACGUGCGGGCCGCGAGCCUGCGAGGCCGGGCUGGGCCGGGCCGGGCCGCCGCGGAGGAGCCGGGAGGAGCCAGGAAACCCGCGACGGAGCGCAACGAGUCAGUGCCGGGCACAUGGCGUCCAUCUUACUGAGGAAUUGCUGCGGACGUGGGGCCGUCCGCCUCGCCCAGCCCCAUGCCGUCCCCGCCACCGCCACUGCUAUCCCGAGGGGUAGUCUGGGAGACCGUGCUUGUCUAAGUUGUACAUCUCUGAGUUUGAUAAACCAUACGAAUAUUAAGUUUGGUUGUUGCACUCAUGUCCACCCUGUUUACAUUUCCUUCAAAAGUAAUCACUUAAGUUGUUGGACUAAAAGACCUGAACAGGCAUAUAUGGUAAUAAGAUCUUCUGAAUCAUGGACGCCUCUUUCCAGUUUGCACUCUCUGGAACCUCCACACAUUUCUGUGCGGUGCUUGCAUUCUUCUUGUCCCCUUCAAGAUGACUCGGUAGUGGAAAAGUCCCUGAAGACUAUUAAGGAUAAAAAUAAGAAGCUCGAAGAAGGUGGACCAGUCUACAGUCCCACUGUAGAGGUGCCUGUGAAGAAAUCAAUUGUUCAAAAGGUUGUGGAUGAGUUGAAGCACUAUUAUCAUGGCUUUCGGUUGUUGUGGAUUGAUACAAAGAUUGCUGCACGGACACUUUGGCGAAUUCUCCAUGGUAGCACCUUAUCUCGGAGGGAGCGGAGACAGUUUCUUCGGAUAUGUGCUGAUCUCUUUCGCCUGGUCCCUUUCUUAGUCUUUAUUGUGGUUCCAUUUAUGGAGUUCCUGCUUCCAAUUGCUGUUAAGCUCUUCCCAAAUAUGUUACCAUCAACAUUUGAGACACAAUCCAUAAAGGAAGAGAGACUGAAGAAAGAAUUGAGAGUAAAACUUGAAGUGGCUAAGUUUCUUCAAGACACAAUUGAGGAAAUGGCCUUAAAAAAUAAAGCUGCUAAAGGAAAUGCUACGGAAGACUUCUCGAAAUUUUUCCAAAAGAUCCGAGAGACAGGAGAGAGACCCACUAAUGAGGAAAUCUUACGCUUUUCCAAACUGUUUGAAGAUGAACUGACUCUGGAUAACCUGACUAGACCCCAGCUGGUGGCCCUCUGUAGACUGCUGGAGCUGCAGUCAAUAGGGACAAACAACUUUUUGCGUUUUCAGUUGAUCAUGAGACUGCGGUCAAUGAAAGCAGAUGACAAGCUCAUUGCUGAGGAAGGAGUAGAUACUCUGAAUGUCAAGGAAUUACAGGCUGCUUGUAGGGCACGAGGUAUGAGGGCAUUGGGAGUUACAGAGGAACGUCUCAGGGAACAACUUCAACAGUGGUUAGACCUACAUCUGAACCAAGAAAUUCCUACUUCAUUACUUCUCUUAUCCAGAGCUAUGUAUCUUCCUGACACCCUUUCUCCAGCUGAUCAACUCAAAACAACAUUACAAACUCUUCCAGAGAGUGCAGCCAAAGAAGCCAAAGUCAAAGCUGCUGAGGUUGAAGGUGAGAAAGUAGACAAUAAAGCUAAGCUGGAAGCCACUCUGAUGGAAGAAGCAGCCAUUAGACAGGAAAAUAAAGAGAAGGAAGAGCAGGAGAGGCUGACUGAAGCUGCUGAGAAGGCCCGAGAAGUUCUGCAGGAGGAAGCAGCUGGAAAGAAAGAAGCUGAGUUGGGUCCAGAAGUCCUUCGGCAGGGAAAAACAAUCCCUACAUCCCUAGAUUUGGAGCCAGAGCUCACCAAGGUGCCAUUGAAAUCAGAGACUCUGAUUGAUACUGCCCCAGUCCUAGAAGGCCUGAAGGGUGAAGAAAUAACCAAGGAAGAAAUUGACCUGCUUAGUGAUGCUUGCACUAAACUGAAGGAACAGAAGAAGUCGUUAACCAAAGAGAAGGAGGAGCUCAAGUUGCUGAAAGAUGAUGUUCAGGAAUAUAAAGAGGAUUUGCAAGAGAUCAAAAAGGAGCUUUCCAAGACUGGUCAAGAACAGAUUAUAGAAGAAUCAAAAGCAAGCAAGAGAUUGUCUAAGAGGGUGAACCAGAUGAUUGGACAGAUAGGAAAAAUACUUCAUGAAUUAGAGAAAGAUCAAAAACCAGAAGUAGGAAAAUUGGACAGUAGUAGUGUUGUUGCUACUGGAUUGGGUUUCCCCCUUAGGGAAAAUGUCAUCACCAUCGGUGAGCUCAUAAAUGUGAUGAAACAACUUGAACAAAUUCCAGAGAGCAAAUUGAUGAAGUUGGCUUCUGCCCUGGAUGAAAACAAGGAUGGCAGGAUUAAUAUAGAUGAUGUUGCCAAGGUUAUCGAAUUGAUUGACAAAGAAGACAUCGACAUCUCCACGGCACAGGUCAGCGAGAUUGUAGCAUUGCUGCACAAAGAAGAGAAGGUGGAAGAGAAGGAGAAGGCAAAGGAGAAGGCUGAGAAAGAAGCUGCAGAAAUAAAAAUAUAAAACUCAGCCUGUGAUGCCGCUGGAGCUUUGGAAAGGCAGCUUGUGCGCUGGGCAGCACAUGACAAAUGCCUCCUCCUCAUGCUUGAGCCUCUGUGGUGGUGAGAAAUGGUGAUCUUGCUUUGAGGUGAUGCUAGUGGCAAAGCAGCUAUUUUUCUGGAAUAAAGCAGACACUUCCAUGAUCAAAUAAGUAAUUUUCUAUCAUUCCAUGAAGAUGAGAGCAAUUUGGACCCUCUUCCCCUUACUCUUUCCGUGAAAUCAUGUAUUUGUCCAUGUAUUGAUCGUGAUUCCAUCAGCUAGCUUAUCUAUGGACUACAAAACCAUGCCCCCGGUAGUAAACACACCAUGUACACUUACAGUUAGGUGUACCAUAAAUUGCCGAGUAAUAAUGAUUGAUUUAAAAGGAGGGAAGAUGGGGCAGAAAGUAUCUGGUCCUACUUUUCCUACUUUGUUUAAAAGAUUUCAGGUGUUUUUUUUUCCUUGCAUCUAAAUGAUACUUUCCUAUAAAUGAGUUAGAAUCACUCCUUUCUCCCAGGUGAUCUCUUUCAAAUACUUAAUUUUUAAAUAUUUAAAAACAAAGGUAAAUUCAUUCAAAUUCCCACCCUUCAGAUGGAAGGGCAUGGGUAGUGUUUCACCUCUUAUUCGGUCAGUUUUGAAGUUUGGAUUUGUUUUUGAAGUUGUUUGAGAUAGUUAAUUUUUACCCCCUUUCUGUUGAUCUGUUUUGGUUGCUAUUGGACAGGCAUAUUUCUAGGGAUUAUAUUCACAUUCAUUUGAAUGAAAACUUUUUUUUUAAAAGGAGAUUUAAACAAAUGUAUGAAUGUAUACCCCAGAAAUAAAAUAUAAUACAAAUUUAUCAGAAUAGACUUUUCACCAGCAUUAAACUGUAACUAAUUAUUAAGGAAAUGUUUAUUUUCUUUAAUUAAUGUAUGGAAUAAUAAUGAUAUCAUCUGACCACUUAAAAUUUUUUUUUUAAUGCAUGCACAUUGUGUGUCAGGGAAUGAUUUCUUUUGGGAGAAUGGGGAGUGGUUUUCAUCUACUGAUUAACUUCCUGAUUAGACAACUGGCAAAUGUGUUUUCUUACGUGUCCCUAACCUUGCAUAUCUGUUUUAAAAUUAGCUUGUGUCAGUUAUACUUUGGAAAAAAAUUAAGUGGGUGAAUGUUGGCAACUAGUGUGUCUGAAUUUACUGUACCAAAUCAUUUUAUUCUCUGAAGUGUUUUGAUAUUUAAGUAAAUAAUUGCUUUUGGGAGUUUUUGAAUAAGUAGAUUUUCUCAGUUGUCCUCAUUUUUAAAUUUUAGCUUAGUAGAACAGGAUGUCUUUCAAUAUGUUAAAAAAACAUAUGUAAUAACAUUGUAUAACAUUUUUCAUGAAUUUGGGAUUGUCCUCUUUACAACUAAUAUUUUUGAGCCCCAUGAUUCAUAUUUUUUUUCAGUUACCAUCCACCAAGCAUUUCUUAUUUCAGCAACACUUACAUAAAAAUAUCUAAGCACUCCCCUUGGAUUGGUUAAUGUUUCAGUUUUUAAUCCCAAACUCACUUAAAAAUAGUGAUUUAUUAGACAAAAUUUAAAUACUUAAAAUGAAUUAUUAGAAGAGCUGGUGGUCUAGAGUUCAGUUUGAUGAUCACCACUUACAUGAUGGACCACAAUAGCAAGUCAGAUGCUUAGUUGGCUACCACUGGGCAUUUUUCUUUUGUUGAGGGUUUUUUAAAAAUUAUUUUAAGAAUCAUUUGUCAUGAGUAGUAUGAAAUGUUAAAUAUCUUGAGAGUGACGAAAGCUGUAACUAUUUGUAAAUUUUGUGUAUUCGGCAGAUGAUAAAGAAUUUUAGAAUGUUCUUUAAAAUAUUUGUACUGUAUUUUGAAACUGGGCAUUUUCAAACUGCUAUAUUGGUAAGGGUGAGUUAUAGUUCCCUUGAUAAACGUAGGUGGUCUAGUUGUUUGAUUUGGCUAUAUUUCAUAUAAACUUGCCGUCCAGUACUGAAAGCAAGAAUAUUUUCUAAAAUCUAUAUUAAAACAAAACUUUAGGGCAGUGUUUUUUGUGUAUUAAAAUAUGAGUUGGAAAAUUUAACCUUUUUUCCACAUUUAUAUCACCCCCAAAGCAGCUUUUAUUUAAUAAUAAUAAUAGACGUGCCAAAUUCUCAUUUGGCCCAUAAUUAAGGUAUUUGGGUGGUGUAUAUUUUGGGCAAAAGUCUUAACCUUCAAUGGGUUGUCUUUCAUAUGUCAUCUAAAUAUAGGAUUAUAAAAAUACAGGAAUAAAAUAACUCCUGUGCUAAAUAUAGACAGUGAGGAAAGAGGAGAAUUGGAUGAAUAGGUUCUAAAUUGCUUUCAGUGUUUUACUUAGUGAUUAUAUGGGAGCUUAAAUGCAGUAAUAGGAUUGUAUGUUCUACAAGGGACACCUUGAUGAGAAAAUAGUUGCAUACAAAAGUUUUCAUUUUUUCUAUCUGAAAUGGCAAGAUUAGAUACUUUUAUAUUUAUGAAUCAUUUUAGAUUGGUUAUUUUAACCUUAUUUUCAGUGGUAAAAGACUGUACUACCUUACGAUUGCCAAAUGUAUCAUCAUUAAUCUUGGAGUUUUCAUUUGUGAGAGCCAUUUCCUUGUAUGGGAUAUAGAUUAAAAGUGAGUGAAAUCCACCCAUGUUGGCUCAAUAUUACUCAUGUCAGGAAAGGGAGCCCCUGACUGAACAAGCAAAAUGGCUACACUUUAUGGGGCUGUGACAGGUAGGCCAUGAGAGCACUUACUUGGAAUUCAAGUGACUUUUUAAAAAGCAAUUAUUUUAAAGACAGAUGAGCCUGUUAAUUGCAUAUAAAAUCUGAACACCCCUACUUGGUUAAAUUUGCUUAGGAGAACUGCUCUCUCUGUAAGAGGUAUGUAAUUUAAAAAUUUUUUUUUUACUGCAGUCUUCCAAUUUUGCACCCUGACCUUGAUUGAAAAAAGGGGGGCAUGAUAGAGAAACAGAGCAGACUAGUUCUAUAUAAGGAACCAUAGAUUGUAAAGAUUUAAGAAUACAUUGCCAUCCAUCUGACCAAGUCCCUCAUCUUACAGAUGAAUAAACAAGGCUCAGAAAAGGGGAGGAAGGGAUCUGCCCAAGGCUCCAAGAGGAGCCUUGUCCGGGAGAGCUGAGAGGAGCACCUAGAUCUCAGCUUCCACUCAGGUUAAUUGGUUAGAAUUCCCUUUUCUUCCUUUCUUCUUUUCUCCCUCCUUUUUAUGCCUCCUGGUAUUUUACAUAUUGGACCAUAGGAUUCUCUCUUGCAGCUACCUGUCUUUCACUUUGUUAGAGCAUCAGAUAUGUAGGAAAGACUUUUGAGCUUACUGAAAGUUUCUUAUCCCUAUUUUACCUUGCCCUUUGUCAAGUAUUGUUCCAUUUUUUGUAUGAGCCUUGGUUGUUGGGCUCCAGUUUGUAAAUCUCAUCCUCUAAUAUGAGAUGGUGAGUGACAAACUUGGAACAAGAUAAUAAAGUUAGAUGGGUGUUUAACCUGCUGUGAGUGUUCCUCUCUCCUCUCUCCUCCCUCCCCCCCAUUUAAGAUCCUGGGGUUUUAAAAAUUUAUAAAAAUGCCAAUUUUAGUAAAUUUGUAUUGGUUUGACAUCAGGUCUAUUGGUUAUUUUUAUUUUGUGUGCAAAUGUGUGUUGGGGGAGGGAGGGAAUCUAUAUUGAAUUUUAUUUAUUGCUGCUUAACUAUAUCACCAGGCACAAUUCAGAGAUAUGGUGGAUCCAAGAAUACAAGGUUUCUGUGCUGAGGUAACAAAAGGGAUGAGUUUUGAUAUAACUUUGUAAUAUUUUUAACUUAAAAAGUAAUUGAGUGUCACACAUUUACAUUUUCAGAAUUUGCCAUGUUUUGGGGAGUUUGUACAAGUUGUUCAAGCUUGUACAAAGCUGAAUUCCUAAGGAGAACUUGAAUGGAUGUUUUUAAGCUGAUGUGAACUGAGUACUUUUCCUUUUUCCCCAUUGCUCAAUCUAAAAAUCUUAAAAAUUGGCAUGGUUCCAAGUGCUAUUUUGGAAAUCCAACUCCAGAUGCUGCUUUUGGGAUGGGAAAGUUACCUGGCUAUUUUUUUUAAUAGUCCAUAGGUAGAUGUAAGCAUUUUAGAAAAGUUUUUUUUAAAAUUAAUUAGCAUAUUUAUGUUAAUGUCUCAACUUAAAAUGACUGGCUUCUGAACUUUAAUCCAGUAAAAGGAAAUAUAUCAGUGAUUUAAAAUAUCUGCCUUCAUAGUUCAGAGCUUGUGUGUAUGUAUGUGUUUUUCAAAAUGGAAAUAAGUUGUCUUAAGUACUGAAAUAAUUACGUAAAAUGGCCUUGGGGUUUUGAGGUUUUUUUGUUUUUGUUUUUGUUUUUUUAAACUAUCCCUGAAGAAGGGAAUGAAUUAGUUGAAUUAAGGACAUACUUACAGCCUUAACUACAUUUCUAGUGCCUAGCAGCCUCUGCAUACAAAUAGGCACUCAGUAAAUGUUUAUCAAAUUGAAUUUCUUGGCAUUUAUCAGUAAGACAACUGUUUUUAUUUGAUAUGUAUGAGUGACUUAUUUUUCACAAGCAUGACUAAAAUCAAAGUAACCAGAGCCCUGGACUUUUGAAAUUCCUCCCUCUCUUAAACCUAAUUUAUUUCAGAGUUCAGAUACCUUUGGAUCCACCACUAUCUUACUGAUAGAAAUGCACUGAUAAUGUAAAACAUAAUUUAAGUGAUAUAAUGUCAUACAUUUUUACUGUGUAUUUUAAAGAAAUAUCGAUAGUCGAGUUUCUUUGUAUGACUUUCAGAAGAAACAAGCUUUUCUGGACACAUUAAAUUUGAUGUAAGGAAAAGAAUUAUAUAUAUACAUAUAUAAUAAAGGGAUGUCAAUGA
This is a messenger RNA of Antechinus flavipes (yellow-footed antechinus), 7306 nucleotides long. RefSeq names its product leucine zipper and EF-hand containing transmembrane protein 1 (gene LETM1). Gene Ontology annotation, biological process: intracellular monoatomic cation homeostasis. Gene Ontology annotation, cellular component: mitochondrial inner membrane. The record is from RefSeq and is a predicted model, not a curated record. The coding region runs from base 179 to 2491 and encodes 770 amino acids. Lineage: Eukaryota; Metazoa; Chordata; Mammalia; Dasyuromorphia; Dasyuridae. Gene Ontology annotation, molecular function: ribosome binding; calcium ion binding. The transcript is spliced from 14 exons.